UAUGCGUUAGAGCACGUUUUGUUUCAUUUUUUUUCUGUGCCAUUUUUUAAGGUCUCUGAUAAAGGGUCAUCUGAAAAGCCUGGGAAUAGAGUUAGUGUUCGUACGUAGUAAGAAUGGAGGACGCAGAUGUGUCUAAGCAGAUUCAGCAGAUGGUGAUGUUCAUCCGUCAAGAGGCCGAGGAGAAAGCUAACGAGAUCUCUGUCUCUGCCGAGGAGGAGUUUAACAUUGAGAAAUUACAACUGGUUGAAGCUGAAAAGAAAAAGAUUAGACAAGAGUAUGAGCGGAAGUCGAAGCAGGUUGAGAUACGUAAGAAAAUUGAAUACUCAAUGCAGCUGAAUGCAUCACGAAUAAAAUUUCUUCAAGCACAAGAUGAUGUGGUGAAUUCCAUGAAAGAAUCUGCUUGCAAGGAAAUUCUGAGUGUUUCCCAGGACAAGAGCACAUACAAGAAGCUUCUUAAAGACUUGAUUGUUCAGAGCUUACUAAGGCUGCAGGAGCCAACAGUAUUGCUGAGAUGCAGAGAGGUUGACCGUAGGCUUGUUGAGUCUGUUUUGGAUGAAGCAAAACGAGAGUAUGCCGACAAAGCCAAAGUACAUGCCCCUAAAGUUACCGUUGACAAAGUGUUCCUCCCACCACCUCCAAGUACAGCUGAUUCCCAUGAAACCUCUUGCUCGGGUGGAGUGGUCUUGGCUUCACAAGAUGGGAAGAUAGUCUGUGAGAACACCCUUGAUGCACGGUUGGAUGUUAUUUUCAAACAGAAACUGCCUGAGAUCCGAAAGCGCCUUCUAGGAUAAGUAUCAGAUACUUAUCCUUCCCGUUGCACCAGUUUUUGCUAAGGACGGGCAUGCAUGUUUCCAAGUGGGUGCCUAGUCUCCUGCAGAGUCAAUUGUUUACCUCUGGAAAUAAGUAAUGUUUUACUGUGGUUUGUUCUCUAUUAAAUUGAAAAGAGUAAUAGUUUUCAUCUUCAUUUAAAAUUCUUACUUUCUUUUACAUGUACAUGCUGUUGGCAUUUAACAAGAAUGAUGUUUUAGGAAUUAAAAUAAUCCUGUUGGUGUACAAAAACAAUCAAGAGUUUAAACCCUUAAGCAUUCUGCAAAUGCUUAACAUUAUGAAAACUCUUCCAAUAAAAUAGCAUUACUGUGAAGGGAUAUCUCUCUAAAUCAAAUGUGAGAAUACUUUUCCCAACAAUUCUUGUAGUAAUAGUUACAGGC
Messenger RNA from Quercus robur (English oak), 1208 nucleotides. Its product is annotated as V-type proton ATPase subunit E2. The record is from RefSeq and is a predicted model, not a curated record. Gene Ontology annotation, molecular function: proton-transporting ATPase activity, rotational mechanism. Gene Ontology annotation, biological process: proton transmembrane transport. NCBI's taxonomy places the organism in Eukaryota, Viridiplantae, Streptophyta, Magnoliopsida, Fagales, Fagaceae. The transcript has 6 exons. Gene Ontology annotation, cellular component: proton-transporting two-sector ATPase complex, catalytic domain. Bases 114 to 791 code for a protein of 225 amino acids.